This is a messenger RNA of Silurus meridionalis, 1250 nucleotides long. It is a transcript of the gene cetn3, whose product is annotated as centrin 3. The coding region runs from base 142 to 642 and encodes 166 amino acids. The record is from RefSeq and is a predicted model, not a curated record. Gene Ontology annotation, molecular function: microtubule binding; calcium ion binding. Gene Ontology annotation, cellular component: microtubule organizing center. Gene Ontology annotation, biological process: spindle pole body duplication. The transcript is spliced from 5 exons. Lineage: Eukaryota; Metazoa; Chordata; Actinopteri; Siluriformes; Siluridae.
CCUUAAAGCUGGUUUGCCAAACGCUAUUCAAACAACAGUAGAAGAAGAGGACGAAGAAGAAACAUGCUUAGCAUACAUGUGCAGAACUUUGGCUAAGCGUGCCUGUAUUUGAUAUAUUUUAGCUCGCUGCGGUUGUUCGAAAUGAGUUUAUCGUUAAGGGCCGAGCUAUCUGCUGACAAGAAUAAAAAAAAGAAUAGAGAACUAACCGAUGAACAGAAAGAUGAGAUUAAAGAAGCAUUUGAACUCUUUGACACCGAUAAGGAUAAAGAAAUAGACUAUCAUGAACUGAAGGUGGCAAUGAGAGCUCUUGGUUUUGAGGUGAAGAAAAUUGAUGUAAUGACUAUCUUGAAAGACUUUGACUGUGGAGGCACUGGAAAAAUAACUUAUGAAAUUUUCAAAGAAGUUGUGACUGAUCGGAUUUUGGCUCGGGAUCCAAAAGAAGAGGUUCUGAAGGCAUUUAGGCUGUUUGAUGAUGAUGACUCUGGAAAAAUCAGCCUGAAGAACCUGCGGCGUGUCGCCAGAGAGCUUGGAGAAGACAUGAGUGAUGAAGAGCUGAGGGCUAUGAUUGAUGAGUUUGACACUGAUGGAGAUGGAGAGAUUGGUCAAGAGGAGUUCCUUUCUAUUAUGACCGGAGACCCCUGAAUUGUACAGCAUGAAAAAACUCACCUAAUAUACAAUUGCAUAUUGACCACAGCAAUAAUAUGGUGGUCAAUAUUAUAUUCACUAUUGUGUAAACCAUGCAAAGCCGCAAUUUGCAUUUGCACUAGUGGGAAACUAGAUUACUGUUUUGAAAGAUAUUAUUAUAAUAUUAAAUUGUAUACAUUCUUAAGCAUUGAGUAAUGACUAUAAUUCACUGAAUAGGUACUGAUGAAUAAUAACUGCAUAAUUAAAAAUAAUUUCUGUAGGUUGGUACAUUGCUAUUUAAGUUAAAUAACUAACAUGCAUAUACACAUCUAGUUAUAAAGGAGAGACUAUAUAGAAAUAAAUAGGGCAAACUUAGUUUUUACCUUUUAGGCUAAGUGGGUGAUGAUGGUUUGAAACAAAGACACAUGAAAUUAGAAAGAGAAGAACAGGGUAAUAGUGUGGUUCCCUGAGACCUCUCUACUGAGAUGCGAACUGGUAAUCCCUCUGCCUCCACAGGGUAUUCCCUAGGUAUUGCUUUAGCCAAUCACAUGAUGUAAAAUGAAAGCAGGAUUACAACUUGAUGCACAUCCGAUUAUUAAAUGGUUUGAAUAAUUUUCCUCAAAGAA